AUGGAUCAAAAAACGUUAUCUUUCAUCAAUGAUAAACUGUUCACUGAGGUAAAGCCCGUACUUUUUACUGAUCUAAUUCAUCAUCUGAAGAUCGGUCCGUCCACGGCCAAGAAAUUGAUGUUUGGCUAUUACAAACAAACGACUAAUGCUAAGUACAAUUGUGUGGUGAUGUGCUGCUAUAAAAAUCAAACCAUAAAGAUCAUACAUGACGUUACCAAUAUUCCAGAUGAGGAUUCAAUAAUAGAUUGCUUCAUUUAUGCUUUCAAUCCAAUGGACACUUUUAUACCAUACUACGACAUCAUAGAUGAAGAGGGUUGCUUGACCAUUAAAAAUCCACAUGAACUCAGUGUUUCUGAAUCAUCGAGAGCUAUAGAAAGGGCCAAGACUCUGGAAGAGAAAUCCAAACCUUUGGCAAGGCCUACAGUAAGAUCAAAAACUACACCGGAAGAAACAACUGAUAAGAAGCCCAAAUCAAAAGAUAUGGGACUGAGGUCGACUGCACUACUGGCCAAGAUGAAGAAGGAUAGAGAUGAUAAGGAAGCAUCGAGACAGAAUGAACUACGGAAAAGAAGAGAGGAAAACGUGCAGAAAAUAAAUAAAAAGAACCCCGAAAGAGUAGCUCAAAUGGAGGAACUAAACAACCUUUUUGUCGAAGACGACCUAGAUGAUGAAGGGCCAGAUGAGAUGUCCUACUCCAGCUCACCGGAGAAAGCUGCCAUAGAUGAUAACGACAAGAACAAUAAUGAUUUAGAAGACCUGCUAGAAACAACGGCAGAAGAUUCAUUAAUGGAGGUGCCCAAAAUACAGCAAACGAACCUCUCCAAGACAGGGAUUUCAAAAGAACCUAAAACGGAGGAAGAAUCUUCUUCGUUUAUCGAUGAUGAUGGAUAUAUUGUCACGAAGAGGCCUGCAACUUCGACACCGCCACGUAGGCAAUCACCAGCGAUUAAAAGAGCAUUGUCUUCCUCCAAACAACAGGAAACACCAUCAUCAAACAAAAAAUUAAAGAAGCAAGGGACUUUAGAGAGCUUUUUUAAAAGAAAAGCAAAAUAG
Saccharomyces kudriavzevii IFO 1802 is the source of this 1053-nucleotide messenger RNA. RefSeq names its product DNA polymerase delta subunit POL32 (gene POL32). Bases 1 to 1053 code for a protein of 350 amino acids. NCBI's taxonomy places the organism in Eukaryota, Fungi, Ascomycota, Saccharomycetes, Saccharomycetales, Saccharomycetaceae. The record is from RefSeq and is a predicted model, not a curated record. The transcript has a single exon.